AUGGACGCGUCGAAUGAUGGCUCCGAGUCCGUCGACCAGUUCCUCGCCCGAAUUGCCAGCCUGAGUUCAAAGCAGGGACAAGAAGAUGCCGAGCGAUCAAAGAGAAUGGAGGAGGAGAUGUUGCAGGCUAGAAAAGAGAGACAGGCGAGAAGAGCAGAACGCGCUCGGUCUCUGUCCCCCUCGAAAACCGGCCCUACACCAUCCUUGCGACUUGUUGGAGAGAGUGCUCCAAAGUCCACACAGGGAAUUGACCCUCCCAUAGCCCUUACGCCUCCUUCUCUCCAGCCUCAUACAAUUGGUCGUUCCGACUCCAUAUCUCCAAGGCCCGAGCGAGCUGCAGCUUCUGGGCUAGAUUUCACACGACCUCUCCCACCUCCACCUGCAAGCGAUAAACCAUCUUUGCCCAGCCCGUCUCUGAAUGCCACUGUGCUCUCCAGAAGCGGGACUCUAUCAUGGCAACAACGACCUUCAUCGAAAGGAGUCGGCUCAAGACAACGGCCGCUAUCCGUGGCAUCCAUCCCUGAUUCAGCCCUGGUUCUAGGCCCUGGUCUGCCAAAGCACAUCGACGACAUGUCGAGGAAAGAUAUUGCUGCUUCGUUGGGCGCCAAAGACCCUUCCUGGUUCCGUCAGACUGCUGAUCGAGGUAUUGGUUCGGCUGCGUAUCGUAAGAAUGAGACAGAUCCGGAGGCAGCUCCAUCCUUCCCGAGCCGGGGCAUGAGGCUCCCAGGCAUGUCUAAGGAUUCCCAUACUUCAGAGAACCCCUCAAGGGAUGAUCCCGAGAAAGCAACUCCCCCCUCGUCCCCUCCGAAAUCAUCUUUCCUCAAGCAAGGACAAUUGUCAAACCAGGAAGACACGAAGCCAACGAUACCGCUCUCCACGGUGUCCUUGUCACCGGAAAAGCCUCCUGCUUUGGACUUACCGAGUUUCAAGCCAUUGGACCUGAAGACUUCGUUCACAGCCGACACAUCUGGUCAGGGAAGAACCUCGAGCAUUUUGUCAUCUGCGGGGCGCCCUCCUUCACCCACCAAGGGUUUGGGUGGGUUUGUUGAGAGCGCAAUGAUGAAAAGAUCAGAUAGUGUGAGCAAAAGAUGGAGCGUACAGGCAAAUGCAGGCUUGAAGCGAGGUGACUCUGUUGCCACAGCUCGUCCGGUCCAUGUUUCUGGGGCAUCAGCCUUCACUCCUGGGCACACUCGUGGCCCUUCCAGGGAUGUCAGAGGUGUGCGGGAAGGCAAUUCGUCCCCGCUAUCAAGCUCCAGACCUGUUUCUAGCCAUGGCACCGAACCCAUUCCCCUUACCAAAGCCCGUCCGCAGAGCCGUCCAAACAACGACUCUGCAGCAUGUUCAGAGGCUCAGCCUGCCGAUGGACAAGGUAUCCCCGCUGAUCUCGAAGUCGCCAAAAUACAACAUCAGAAUCGCCCGACCACUCCACCGCCAUCCGAAACGCUCUUGUCUCGCAGCCCAUCGAAAACUAUGGAUCCUCGUCGCUGGAGUCCGACCAAAGCCAGUUGGCUUGAAAGUGCACUUAACAAACCAGAUUCUCCGAGAUUUACCCCGGCUAAACCUGAGACACCUGCAUGGAAGCUCAGCAUGCAGCGUGCUAAACAAGAGCAGCAGCAGCAGCGAUCAUCCGAAGCCACUGAAAAUGUACCAGCGAAGCACGCAGUUGCGCCAAACCCCCUGAUUUCAUCUUCGUCAGAGUCAACGUCCCUGAAUGAGCUGGCUUCUCGCGAAGACACUUCCCGACGAUCGGCAGACGAGGCAGAGAAUUCAACAAAGGGACUAGCAGAAGGAUCGUCUGUGCCAGGCGACGUACGCACACCAGAGAUCCAGCGGCCCCACAUGGAGAAAAGGGAUGAGAAACCGGCAGUUCCGUCUAAAAGAAAUGUCACGCCUAUUUCACAGGGCGCAAGCUUGAGCAUUAAGUCUGAGGCUGCAACGGCAUCAUCAAGCAAAAACAAUGAAUAUUCAGUCGACGAAUUGCAGGAAGACACUUCUUCCGACUUGAAGCCGCCGAUGCUGAAGCCAAAACCACAGACACCUCCAAAGACCGAUUUUAGAGCUACGUUGAAGUCACGGCAAGCAGCGCCCGCGAGCAAUAGCGACACAGAACCAGAGUUCAAAGCUGUGUUUGGGAAACUGAAGAGGACGCAAACACAGAACUAUGUCGCUCCCGACGUCCUGAAAGACAACAUCACCAAAGGCAAGGCAGGGUUGAAUGUCACGGGCGGACCACAGAAAACUAAACGGGUUGAUGAAUUCAAAGAAAGCAUUUUGCAGAAGAAGGAAGCUAUGAAAACUGGGAGUGGUUCGGUUGGAAAACGUUCGGAUGCACCUAGUCCUCUUGAGAAGCCGGCCCAGGCUGUCCCGGAAGCAUUGGCAAGGCGCAUGACACUACAUAAGACCGGUCCGUCCAGUGAAAAAGUCGAAGUCAAGAAACCGAUCGAUCUGCCUCCGAAGCCUGCUGUGUCAACAUCAAAGCCUCAAGCCGUUCCCGCAAAGCCAGCGUCAGAGAAGCAUAAUGUCUCUGUACGCACGGAACAAGCACCGGUUCCAGCUCAGAGAUUAGCUGCAGUCAAACCUGAGAAGUCUGAAUCUUCCUCGACGACAGCUUUUCCCCUCAAAUCAGUGCCUGGAACUCGCAGCGCCGACAGCCAACCAAGAGCAGACACUUCUUCGGCUGAAGUCGCCCCGGUCAUGGAGUCAGGGUUCAAGAUGAGAGCGCCGGAGAACAGUAAACUUGCAGCUCGCCUUAAUCCUGCACUUGCCGGCAUCUUAUCGCGAAGUGGAAGUCCUAAACCUCCGGGCGACACGUCUUCCAACGGCGGAGGUGUGAUACAAGUGCGAGAUACUAUCACGCAGUCACAGGAGAGUGCGAAUGACAGCAACUCGGAGCUCACUCAUAUGACAAAGGCUCGGGCUAAGGGCCCUAAGAGAAGAGCACCUAAGAGCGGCUCAUCUCCAAGAGAGACCGUUGCGGCUGCUAUCCAAAAGCCUACAUUGAGCUCUGGCACCGGUGGCCCCACCAUUUUACAAUCGGGAUCGUCACGACAACCAAUUUCUGAUACAGGCAGAACGUUGCCCGUGCAAGUAUUCGAAUCAGAGUCGAUCUCCAGCAAGCCCGCAACAAACUUUGAGGACAAGAAACCAGGUGUAGCCAUUGAAGAUGCGGCAUCCCAGUCAAGAUCAGGGUUGGAGAAGGCCAAGCCUGCCGAAAAGAUUGUCGACGAGUCUACUCCCGAAUCAAGGGCUGUAUUGGCAGAAGUGAGUCCCAAACCAAAGCCAGUUGUCGCCAACAAGUCGGCGGAGCUAAGAAAAACUUCAAAUCCUGGAAUGUCAUCACAUAUCGCAGACGAGCCACUUCCGGUCAAACCUAACAAAUCUGCGGAGCUGAGAAAGGCUUCAAAUCCUGCAUUGCCACCUAAGCCUGUGCAGCAGCCGCCUCAAACUAAGCCCUCAAUGCCGAAGAAGUUCGAAGUUCUGGCCGACCGUGCUCAAGCUGUAUCGACCCCUCCCCAAUCUGAUAGUGUGCGGACGAACGCACCUCUAUCGCCCCCGCUCGCGGUGAAUUCGCCUCUGACGCCCAACAAAUUCAAGAUCAAUACGCCCAAAGGGCCAAAGCUCGAAGUGGACAACUCGACAAAGUUGUCCUCGUUCACUCCAUCUAAAGCCAAUGGACUUGGCCUGCAGCUUACGUCUGCCUCAAAGAAACCAGCGGCUACGCCAGAACUAACACCGCCCCCAGAGCCGGAAGCUGCAACGACAAAAUCAACAGCGCCGCUUAGGACACCUCUGUCGUCCACGACAUUUAGUCGCUCGGUGAAACCCCAGUUCGAGAACUUCUUUGGAUUGUUGCCUCAAGCAAGAGAAAAGGCGGAAUUUGAUACCCACGCUUUCUUGUCCUCUCAGAACAAUGCGGGAGAAAAGUCUAAGACUCUCGGCAAACAGAUUUGGGAAAUCUCUGGUGAUGGGAAGAGAACAACCAUGCCCCCCCAACAAGAACACAUACUCUUCGAGGACUGUAUGUAUCUUUGCGUGCAUUCAAUGGAAUCACCCAGCGGCUCAAAAAGUGCCGAAGUAUAUCUCUGGUGCGGUGACGAGGUCCCAGAAGCAGCCGUUGAGGAUGCUCAACUAUUCUGCCGAAAAGUUGCUCGCGAAAACAACACUAAACUAGAGGUAGUAAAGCAAGGCAAAGAGAGUUCCGAGUUUUUCCAGGCUCUAGGCGGGAUCGUCAUAGUCCGGAAGAACAAAUCAGCAGCUUUAUAUAUGCUGUGCGGUAGACGACACCUUGGACACGUUGCAUUCGACGAGGUUGAUUUAUCCGCUGAUAGCCUGUCUUCUGGGCUACCGUUCUUGAUAUCCGCCAAGUUCGGGAAGCUCUAUCUCUGGAAAGGAAAUGGCAGCAAUCCAGAAGAUGUGGGAUGUGCGAGACUGAUCGGCAUGGAUAUGGGGCUCACGGGUGAGAUUGAAGAAGUCUCGGAAGGAGAAGAGCCCGCUAGCUUCUGGGAAGCUUUCCCGUCACGGCCGACCACCCAGCCACGCAACCAGACUGGCCAGCUUCACGGUCAUGCACCCAGAUUAUACCGUGUUGAGCAUGACAGACCGAAGUCGUCCGGCGGCUUCUGGGGCUUAAGGACAGCAUCGCCCCCAAAGCAACCCGCUAGAGCUUUAGUGGAAGAAAUUGCCCCAUUUUGUCAGAAGGACCUUGACGCCAACCAUAUCCACAUCCUUGACACCUAUGGGGAGCUCUAUGUCCUCGUCGGUGGGUCGGCAAAGAAACCUGCCGAGUUCGUGACGGCUGUACAGGUGGCGCAGGAAAUUGCUGUCUUGUCCCCAUCUGUUCAGGAUAGACCUCUUUUACCUGCUUGUUAUGUGGUGAUGGGUGAUCCUCCGCAGAACAUUAAAUCGGCCUUCCGGAAAUGGAGGCCUGAAAGACCGAACGCCCGGGACGAACAACUUUGUGUACGAGUAGAAGAAGUGAUACAGGAACUAGGGAUAACGUUGUAA
Cladophialophora bantiana CBS 173.52 is the source of this 5004-nucleotide messenger RNA. RefSeq lists its product as uncharacterized. Gene Ontology annotation, biological process: actin filament severing; barbed-end actin filament capping. NCBI's taxonomy places the organism in Eukaryota, Fungi, Ascomycota, Eurotiomycetes, Chaetothyriales, Herpotrichiellaceae. Bases 1 to 5004 code for a protein of 1667 amino acids. Gene Ontology annotation, molecular function: actin filament binding; phosphatidylinositol-4,5-bisphosphate binding. The record is from RefSeq and is a predicted model, not a curated record. The transcript has 3 exons.